AUGGCGCGACUCGUCACUCAACCUGCAUCAAAUCAACGAAGUCUGCGCAUUCCAACUGCGUCGCCAAAUCCUUCGAGUAACUCAGAUCAAGAAAACCAAGACCCACGCCAAUCGAGACAGUCGCGAGACAAGGGUCGGGCUAUGGAGUCAUCUCCGCCCGCGAGUCUACCAACGCCAACAUCAGAAAGCAACGAUGCGACGCGCAGCCAAAAGCGGAAAAGAGUAGUGGUCACAGUGCCGGAGGGAAAUGAUGAAUCGGAGAAGUUCAACAGAUAUUUUGAUCCCAAUCAAAAUCCAGACGUGAGGCGCGAUGUCAAGCGCAGAUCUCGCGCGCUCGAACGCGAGUUUCAAGAAAAUCGAGACGAGCUGUUACGGAGCCGUGGCGGCGAGGGUUUGAUAAAUACGAUCAACAACGCGAACGCAGUUUUCAAAGAAGUCAAGCAGACCAACGAUGCUACCCUCGACUCGCGCUUGCUGGUCAACAUCUCAGAUCUUGCAUUCAAGAAGAGUGCACAGCUUGUCCUAGGCGACACAAGUACCGGCAUCGACGUCGAGCUUUUUUUAUCCAAAUGCAUUACUUUCAUGCGAUCGGGUGGCUCUACGGAUGAUAAUGAACCGGCCACCCAACGGCGAAGAAAUACAGUGCGCGAGGACGACGAAGAGGAUGAUGACGAUGACGAUGAGAUCGCAAAUGAAGCUCUGGACUGGGAAUUGCUUGGUCAACAUGCCUGCUUCCCAUUCAACUCUCGUCCCGCAGCGCCCUCGUUCCUUCUAGGCCCCUUGUCAGUAGAGAAAAAGCAGCGCGCCCAGACUCAGCGCCGUGGCCGGCAGGCGAAAGACAAUGCAGGACAAGAAGCACGGCCAGAUCAGCUCUCUCGUGCUGAUUUGACGCAAUCAAACGAGAACCAACUCACAUCAAUAUGCGCCCGCAUACACACGCAGCUCAAAAAGCACUGCAAGCGGGGAGCACGAUCAGUUGAGCGGGCCGGACUCACGACACUUGAGAGCCGGGAAGCUAAAGCAUUACUCAAAGACAAUCGGAUCACCGCAACUGGUGGCCCGUCAUUGUUCGAAUAUGUCAUCAACCCGGACAGCUUCGGUCAAACUGUGGAAAAUCUAUUCUACGUAUCCUUUUUGAUCAAGGAGGGCUCAAUCGGCAUCACACCAGAUGAUGACGGGCUGCCCACACUCAACCCGACAGAGCCACGCGACAUCGAAACCCAAAGACGAGAAAAGACCAGCAAACAUCAAGCUAUCUUAUCCCUCGAUUAUGGAACAUGGCAGAGCCUAACAAAGGCAUUUGACAUCAAAGAGCCUUUAAUUCCACAUCGGGAUGACACGCAGCCUACCCAAGUUGGAUCCAGAGGUUGGUACUCAUGA
Molecule: messenger RNA, 1380 nt
Organism: Dissoconium aciculare CBS 342.82
Lineage: Eukaryota; Fungi; Ascomycota; Dothideomycetes; Mycosphaerellales; Dissoconiaceae
Product: Nse4-domain-containing protein
Exons: 3
Coding region: 1-1380 (459 amino acids)
Biological process (GO): DNA repair
Cellular component (GO): nucleus; Smc5-Smc6 complex
Source: RefSeq, a predicted model, not a curated record